This is a messenger RNA of Musa acuminata subsp. malaccensis (wild Malaysian banana), 957 nucleotides long. The record is from RefSeq and is a predicted model, not a curated record. Lineage: Eukaryota; Viridiplantae; Streptophyta; Magnoliopsida; Zingiberales; Musaceae.
AACAAAGAUCGUCAGAUUGGACGAAAUGAUCUUCGAUUUAAACUUAUAAAUAAAAGUUUAUUUCGAAAAACUGGUACUGGAGGGGGAGGACAAAAUGAUGUUGAUCUUCGUGAAAAACUCUCAAGGAACAGGGAGAUUUCUUUCAAAUCCAAUCCAAGAAGGAAUUUAAGAGAAUUCAGAACUUCUGGCACUGUAAGGCGACUGCCUCCUACAAGAAGUGUAGAUGAUUUACUUCAGUUGGAUUCAAAGAGAAAAUCUUACUCUUCACGGACUGUCGAUGAGAGAAGACAUAGAUCACCGGAUAAACUUAUUAGCAAUGCUAGGGCUUUUUACUCCCCAAGAAGUCAUGAGGAUGCUUCCAGACAUUCAAGUUUUAUUAAAAAUGGUCGAGUUAAUUCUUCAAGAACUAUUUCUUCUGUGGGCAAGACUGGACUUCUAAUUGAUGCAGGAAAGUCUGGUAUUCGAGAUUCUUCAUCUGGGAGCAUUAUUCACAGAAGCACACGUAAGCCUGAAGAACCAUUUACAGUUUCUAGCUUUCUGAAUGCAUUGGGUCUAGGAAAGUAUGCCAUUUUGUUUCAAGCAGAAGAGAUAGACAUGACUUCACUGAGGGAGAUGGGAGACCAUGACCUCAAGGAACUGGGUAUUCCCAUGGGACCUAGGAAGAAGAUUCUUCUGGCAGUAUUAUCUCAUACAAAAUACCACUAUUUGUGAGAUUGUCCACUUUGAUUUGAAAUUCUCAAUUACAUCAUGCUGUGGGUGUGUUGUACAUUAUCAAAAUAAUGAUCAUUUUCAUGUACUAGCUCCUAGCAUUCUGAGGUUCAUAAAGAAUGAUGACUUGAUGAAAACCAAAAACUACGAUAAAGGAAUGUCUAUUGUCUGGAGUCAUUCUUGUACAGACCAAGUUAUUGGAAGUCUAAUGUUGUUCUGAAAUGAAAAGAAAACACUUACAGAUGACGA